Dreissena polymorpha is the source of this 3740-nucleotide messenger RNA. RefSeq names its product E3 ubiquitin-protein ligase Rnf220-like. The record is from RefSeq and is a predicted model, not a curated record. The transcript is spliced from 13 exons. Gene Ontology annotation, biological process: protein ubiquitination. The coding region runs from base 162 to 1913 and encodes 583 amino acids. Gene Ontology annotation, molecular function: ubiquitin protein ligase activity; metal ion binding. NCBI's taxonomy places the organism in Eukaryota, Metazoa, Mollusca, Bivalvia, Myida, Dreissenidae.
AUGAUAAAACCAUUACUUGGUUCUACUAUAGAAUAUAUUUAUUGACUAUCAGCUACUGACUUACUAUAUGAUAGCAUGGAUGAUUUUAUUAAUUAAAAUAAUUAAAGCUUGUUGUAUUUUUAAUAGUGUUCCAGAUUAAUAGAACAUAGCUUGCCUUUUUAAUGAUCAUGGAUUACACUAACUAUACAGCUAAAAUGCAGAAUUUGCAUGACUUGGCAAUGUUUCGAUUCAAUUUCUGGCACAAGCCUUUUCUUUCUCCGCCAGCUGCUCAUCAGCCAUUUCCGACAGGCAUGGACUCCUUCAUUCCUAAUCCCAUGGGAUCACCAGCGCUGAUGGUUCUUGCCAGCACGGCUGAGAAUCACGAGGGAUCACGCCUGAACGGUACACCCAGGUUCACCAACCCAGACAGCAAAGAAGGCUCACCACAGUUUACCACACCCAACUUCACUAUGUACCGACCCGGUGAGCAUUUCCCAUCGCCAAUAUAUGCGCCAGUCCACCCGCUGGUGAGGGCAGGGGUGAGGUCCGACAGGUCAGGGGUGGGAAUCAUGCAUCCGGCAGGUAGCAGUGCAUUCCGCCAUGUUUCAGGUGAAAAUACUUUAGACCAGUUUCAUUCAGCAUUCUCCCCUGCAAAGAGACCCAAGCCAGAAGACCUUUCGAAAAAAUCGCAUACAGCGUCCAAUGACUCGAACCAUAAUCAUAAUGAAAGUAUUUGUGAGGACCGACCCUCUAGUCAGAGCUCAGUAAACUAUGAGACGAACUCUGACUCCUACUCCGAACAUGGGGACAGAGGGACACCAGAUUCUGAAGGACGGUCUCUGAGAAAGCAAAGAAAGAAGAUCGUUUUGGACGGACAGACGCCACACUGCCCAAUAUGCGGUCUCACCUUGAGACCUGGGGAGGCAGACAGUCAUUUACAGGCUGAGGUAGAAAAACUGGAGAAACUCUCCACAAGAGGUGUCCGCAAAUCUAGGGAGACCACUCCGCAAGGCAGAAAGAUGCAGCCAUCACCAAGUUCUUGUCGUGGCAAAGACUCACCCGGGUUGGCCGCCGCUUCACACGCCAGAUAUGAGAACUACUUGAGGAUCCAGUGCAAUAGACAGUCCCGUCUUGGAGCGCGGAGUCGUAGCCGCAAGAAGCGCCAGGAGGAGACGGUGUGUCCAGUGUGCAACAAGAAGGUCACCGGGACACCAGAGGAGCUGAAUGAACACGUCGAACUCUGUCUGAAAAAGCGAGAUGAGGAGGAUGGUGUAAUGGUUGACGUGGAAACGGAUGGCGAGGAUAACCUUGGUUACGAGGAAUACACAUGGGCUGGGCAAACCAGGAUACGAGCAUCCACCAUGCUGGACGGUGGAUAUGCAGGCACAGGUUUCCAGGUUGCAGGGUGCAGUAGUGAAGGGCUGGAUGAGGAUGCAGAUCUCAAUGUUGAUGAUGACGAUUCAGAAAAAUAUGGGAAACCUCAAUACAGUGAAGCAGACGUGAUUCCGUGUGCGUCUGAUGAGCCUGGUGAAGAUCAGGAGAGGGAAGCCCUCAGGGGAGCUGUACUCAGUGCUGCCGAUCUGCCGUCCCAUCUGUCAAACCAAGAUCGACUGGUGGAAACAGAUAUUGAGGGUGCCCACCACCCUGCCCCGGGGGUCAAGGUCAAGGUUGAGUUCAGUGAGGAGGCCUGUAUUGGUGGCUCUGCCGGACAGAUCAUCACGGCCCUCAAAUGUAAGCUGAAGGACCGCAGCAGAGAAGCAGCCGCCACAAAAUGUCUGAUCUGUAUGGAGCCCUACAGUAAGCCAGUGACAUCAACUCAGUGCUGGCACGUACACUGUGAGGAGUGUUGGCUCAGAACCAUGGGUGCAAAGAAGUUGUGUCCACAAUGUAACAUGAUUACCUCCCCUGCUGAUCUCCGACGGAUAUACUUGUAGCACUUAUCUCCCUUUGCAGAACUUUGUCAGAUUAACCUCUAGCAAGCAGUUGCAUCAAUGCUUAAAACUGGUUCAGUUCUUUUAGCUAUUAACUCAAAUGAUUUCAACCAGCUUAUGGUGUUGAACAUGCUUACCUGCAUGCAAAGCUGUAGAAACUGUGUUAGCAUGGUGCAACUUCAUACAUGUAUAAUGAACUGAUUUUGAGACAAACUAUUGUCCCACAAAAGGGUUUUGCACUCUUGACAGUUUAUAUGAUGACACGUAGUAUUUUCUAGAUUUUUCGGGAAAUAAUUUCAUCCAGUCUGAUAAAAUCGUUGAUAUUGAUAACAUAAAUUGAGUGUUGCAUUUUCUGUAUUCUGUCUUGGAUGACAGGAUAUAGCACAACCAGUAACCAGCUCUAAACAAAAUAUUAAAUAAUAAUAAAAUUAUUAUAAUUAUUAUGCCCCCCUUCGAAGAAGAGGGGUAUAUUGCUUUGCACAUGUCGGUCGGUCUGUCGGUCCGUCCACCAGGUGGUUUCCGGAUGAUAACUCAAGAACGCUUGGGGCUAGGAUCAUGAAACUUCAUAGGUACAUUGAUCAUGACUUGCAGAUGACCCCUAUUGAUUUUGAGGGCACUAGGUCAAAGGUCAAGGUCACGGUGACCCGAAAUAGUAAAAUGGUUUCUGGAUGAUAACUCAAGAACGCAUACGCCUACGAUCAUGAAACUUCAUGGGUAGAUUGAUCAUGACUUGCAGAUGACCUCUAUUGAUUUUGAGGUUACUAGGUCAAAGGUCAAGGUCACGGUGACCCGAAAUAGUAAAAUGGUUUCCGGAUGAUAACUCAAGAACGCAUACACCUAGGAUCAUGAAACUUCAUGGGUAGAUUGAUCAUGACUCGCAGAUGACCCCUAUCGAUUUUGAUGUCACUAGGUCAAAGGUCAAGGUCACGGUGACCCGAAAUAGUAAAAUGGUUUCCGGAUGAUAACUCAAGAACGCAUACGCCUAGGAUCAUGAAACUUCAUGGGUAGAUUGAUCAUGACUCGCAGAUGACCCCUAUCGGUUUUGAGGUCACUAGGUCAAAGGUCAAGGUCACGGUGACCCGAAAUAGUAAAAUGGUUUUCGGAUGAUAACUCAAGAACGCAUACGCCUAGGAUCAUUAAACUUCAUAGGUAGAUUGAUCAUGACUCGCAGAUGACCCCUAUUGAUUUUGAGGUCACAAGUCAAAGGUCAAGGUCACGGUGACCCGAAAUAGUAAAAUGAUUUUCGGAUGAUAACUCAAGAACGCUUUUGCCUAGGAUCAUGACACUUCAUAGGUAGAUUGAUCGUGACUCGCAGAUGACCCCUAUUGAUUUUCAGGUCACUAGGUCAAAGGUCAAGGUCACAGUAACAAAAAUCGUAUUCACACAAUGGCUGCCACUACAACGGACAGCCCAUAUGGGGGGCAUGCAUGUUUUACAAACAGCCCUUGUUAAAUUAUAAAUCAUUUUUGAUAAAAUAAUGCAUUUAUUGUAAAAUGUACACGGUUUAUUUAUAUGAAAUACCCAUUGCUUGCAAAAACUACUGAUUUAUCUGUUUGAAAGGUAUUUGGUACUUUAUUGUGAGGAUUGUUCUAUGUAGAUAUGGGAAUGAGGGACCUUGUUAUAUGUGCAUUCUUUGGUGUUUGCUAGAGUUUUAAAUGCACCAAAUAACCAAACAUCACUUGUGCUAUAUUUAUUUACACAUAACUUUAUUACUGAAUCCUUUGUAAAUUUAUUCUAGUGAUCGACUUACUGAUUUGUUUGGUAUUUCUUAGAUUUCUUGUUUUUGUUACUGUCUUUGUUUGAUAUUAAGCAAUAAAUCAUAAUAAUGUC